AUGUCUCUCCCUCUCGUUCUGGCCCUGCUGUUCACUCUAUCUUCGAUGCAGGUUGACGCUGGCAAGCGUCUUCAAGCACGCAUGUUAAUACAGAACCACAACUCAUCACAGCCGGAAGGGUUCGUGGUUGAAGCUCACGAAGACUGGGCUCCUCACGGAUACCAGCGCUUCAAGGAGCUGCUGGUCGAUCAUUACUUUGACGGAGCUCGUUUCUUCAGAGCCAUCGAGUUAUUUGUGGCCCAAUGGGGCCUGCCGGCCGAUCCUGCCAUUGCAAACAAGUACGAAGGUAUUCCAGAUGACGAGGUCGUCGAGCGUAAUGGCAAAGGCUUCAUCUCGUUCGCUGCGACGGGUCUGAAAGACUCCCGAACGACACAGUUGUUCAUCAACCUCCGUGAUAACUACCACUUAGAUCAGAGUUUUCCACCAGUGGCGAAGGUGGUCGAAGGCAUGGAUGUAGUUGAGCGUAUGAACUUCGAGUACGGCGACCAUCCUAGUCAAGCGUAUACACGUAUCCAAGGCGAGUCUUAUCUCGCUAAGGAGUUCCCAAGGUUGACCAAAAUCGUGAAAGCGGAGAUUUUGCGUGAGGAAGAAGACGAUAAAUUUGUAUUAUUCAUGCCGACCCAAGGAGGGGGCGAAUUGGUGCCGACCACUCGGCAAGCCGUAGGGCGAGGUGUGAAGAGGAUACCGCUGAAGAAUGUCGAGGAGAAGCGGACAGCGAAGAUCCGCCGUAGGCAAGUCCGACGAGGGUUGAAGAUUGUUGAGGAGAGCCUCACUAAAGGACCGGAUCUUACAGUGUGGGAGAUUAUGAAGCACGAGAUCAAUCUGAUGGAGGACGGCACCGUGGACGAGUUCGCUGGCAUCGGUGUUGCCAACUGUACCAAAGUGGCACCCAACACCCAGUUUCCAGUAGGGAGUGUUCUUCGAGCUCUGCAGGACAUGAGUACGGGAUGCGAGGCUGAACACUGGCUAGAGGUGGGAUGCAUAUCGACUCAAGUGUGCCCAGUACUGGCCAAGGCUGCCGAGCUCUUUGCUAUGGAUGUCAGCGCCAGAGCGUACAUGACCUCUGAGAUGGCGUAUGUGGACCCCUCAGUGGCGCGGUGUCGACGACGUCUUAUGGCCUAUGACCUCACAGAAGCUCUAGGUAGAUCCCCAUGCUUUGAUUUCCUAGUGGAUGUUCUCCCUGCAACGCCGAUAACUGCUGUACGACGAGUCCAUGCAGGGGAGUGUCCUUCCCCACCUAAGCCAGCAGAUGUCACUGUGCCCCCUGAGCUGCUCGUCUCGUCCUCGAGUGAGGAGAGCGAGAGCGAGCAUGAGCCCGACAAGAAAGACGUGGAGAAUUCGGAAGCGGUGGAGGAGGACAUCGUAUUCGAGGAAGCUGACUUUGAGUUCGCGCAGCAUGCUUUUGCCAGUUGAAUUGAAGCGUAUCAUG
Molecule: messenger RNA, 1429 nt
Organism: Perkinsus marinus ATCC 50983
Lineage: Eukaryota; Perkinsozoa; Perkinsida; Perkinsidae
Product: peptidyl-prolyl cis-trans isomerase b, ppib, putative
Exons: 12
Coding region: 1-1413 (470 amino acids)
Biological process (GO): protein peptidyl-prolyl isomerization
Cellular component (GO): catalytic step 2 spliceosome
Molecular function (GO): peptidyl-prolyl cis-trans isomerase activity; protein heterodimerization activity
Source: RefSeq, a predicted model, not a curated record